UUGAUAUUGGAACGCAGCCAAUUACGUGUCGCUGUCGGUCGGGUAAAAAUGUCAAUCGAUGCUUAUUUGUGAUUAAGUUUUUACAUUAAUUUUAUCUAAACCGGCAAUAUAUAAUAAAGAAAAUGAUUACAACACCUGUUUUAGUUACAAUAUUAUUAUCAUUAAUCAGUGGAAUAGUUUCCAAAAGUGUGGAGUUGACUUUUGAACUACCUGAUAGUGCUGUUGAAUGUUUUUAUCAAGAUAUAGAAAAGAAUACUUCAGCAGCAUUAGAAUACCAAGUUAUAACUGGAGGCCAGUAUGACGUAGAUGUGAAAAUAGAAGGCCCUAAUAAACAAAUCCUUUACCAGCAGCAAAAGAUGCAAUAUGAUUCAUUCCAAUUUACAGCCCAACAAACAGGUGUUUACAAAGUCUGCUUCAGCAAUGAAUUCAGUACAUUCUCACACAAACUGGUUUAUAUGGAAAUGAAUGUUGGACCCGAGAAAGCUUUACCAGGUGUUGGAGAACAUGCCACUGUUCUCACACAGCUGGAAACUUCAGCAAAUGAUAUCCAUACAGCACUUAACCAAAUUAUUGACCACCAAACUCACCAUAGACUCAGAGAAGCCCAAAGCCGGAAAAGAGCAGAAGACUUGAAUGACAGAGUGUUCUGGUGGUCUACUGGCGAGACUGUGGCCAUUGUCUGUGUUGCUAUAGCUCAAGUCAUGAUCCUAAAGAACUUCUUCAGUGAUAGACCUACACUGUACAGUCGAAUGUAGUUAAAUAAUAGAAUUAAUUUUAUUAAAAUAUUUCGUGAACUA
Messenger RNA from Amyelois transitella, 797 nucleotides. RefSeq names its product transmembrane emp24 domain-containing protein 7 (gene p24-1). The transcript has 4 exons. The record is from RefSeq and is a predicted model, not a curated record. Gene Ontology annotation, biological process: intracellular protein transport; Golgi organization; endoplasmic reticulum to Golgi vesicle-mediated transport. Gene Ontology annotation, cellular component: endoplasmic reticulum; endoplasmic reticulum-Golgi intermediate compartment; COPII-coated ER to Golgi transport vesicle. NCBI's taxonomy places the organism in Eukaryota, Metazoa, Arthropoda, Insecta, Lepidoptera, Pyralidae. Bases 123 to 755 code for a protein of 210 amino acids.